Molecule: messenger RNA, 1026 nt
Organism: Lathyrus sativus (Indian pea)
Lineage: Eukaryota; Viridiplantae; Streptophyta; Magnoliopsida; Fabales; Fabaceae
Source: the annotation of a GenBank genome assembly
AUGCAAGAAAGUUUCAUGAUCAAAAGCUCUUUAAUUGAGACAGGUGGGGGUGUAUUAGUAGAUCUUGUGGUGCCUGAAAAUGGAAGAGAUUCUAAGGUACUUGAAGCUAAGCCACUUCCUAAUGUGAAACUAACAAAGGUUGAUUUUGAAUGGGUGCAUGUGAUUGGUGAAGGUUGGGCUAGUCCUUUGAAAGGGUUCAUGAGGGAAAAUGAGUAUCUUCAAAGUUUGCAUUUUAAUUCAUUUAGGUUGAAUGAUGGUUCUUUUGUUAAUAUGUCACUUCCUAUUGUAUUGUCUAUUGAUGAUGAGACUAAAUGGAGAAUUGGAUCUUCUUAUAAUGUUGGGUUGGUUGGGCCUGAUGGAGAUUGUGUUGCAAUUCUUAGAAGCAUUGGAAUCUACAAGCAUAACAAAGAAGAAAGAAUUGCUAGAACAUGGGGAACAACUGCUCCAGGAUUGCCUUAUGUCAAAGAAGUCAUUGCUUCGUCUGGAAAUUUUCUUAUCGGAGGAGAUUUGGAAGUUUUUAAACCUAUCAAAUACAAUGAUGGUCUUGAUAACUACAGGCUCUCUCCCAAAAAGCUUCACGGAGAAUUCGAUAGGCGUAAAGUUGAUGCAGUUUUUGCUUUUCAGUUGAGAAAUCUUGUCCAUAACAGCCAUGCCUUGUUAAUGAACGAUACUCGUCAACACCUAUUAGACAUGGGUUACAAAAAUCUGAUUUUAUUGAUUCAUCCUCUUGGAGGUUUCACAAAGGCCGGCGAUGUUCCCUUGGAUUUUAGGAUGGAGCAACAUAGCAAGGUGCUAGAAGAUGGAGUUCUUGAUCCUGAGACGACCAUAGUUGUUAUAUUUCCGUCACCUAUGCAUUAUGCAAGGCCAACUGAAGUGCAAUGGCACACAAAGGUGUGGAUAAAUGUUGGCGCCAACUUCUAUAUUGUCGGCCGUGAUCCCGCUGGUAUGAGUCGCCCAACUGAGAAAAGGGAUUUGUACGACCCGGAUCACGGGAAAAAGGUGCUUAGCAUGGCUCCCGGUCUUUAG